AAGUUCAUUAACAGCAUGGGCCCAUUAAUGGCUUUCUUUCGUGUAACGUACGUCCGAAAAACCCUAACCCUCCUCAUUAUGGGGAAGACACUUCUUAUAAAUACACAGCUUUGCCCUAGCAGUAACACGCUUUGUUUUUCACCGUUCGUGCAGAGAAGAAGAAGAAGAAGAGGAACGAUGAAGGUUAUCGCUGCUUUUCUCCUCGCGAAACUCGCCGGAAACGAGAACCCAACCAAAGGUGAUCUGAAGAACAUCUUCGAUUCCGUUGGAGCUGAGUUCGACGAAGCGAAGACGGAUCUGUUCUUUUCUCUGGUGAAGGAUCACGACGUGACGGAGCUGAUCGCGGCUGGAAGGGAGAAGAUGGGGGCUCUAUCUUCCGGUGGUGCAGCUGUUGCUAUGGUGGCUGGAGCAGGAGGCGACGCUCCUUCCGCGGCUGAGCCAGCGGCGGAAUCUAAGAAGGUUGAGGAAGAGAAAGAGGAGUCGGAUGAUGGUGAAGGCAUGAUGAGUCUCUUUGAUUGAGGAUCUGAUCUUUUAAGAUCUAAACAGGUUUUUAUUUUUUGUUUUUAAUGUGGGAUUCUAUGGAUGGAUCGUUGUUGCUACCUUCGGAUAAUUUCAGUAUUUUAAUUAAAUAUAUCUGAUGCUCGAAUUAUGACUCGUCUUUAUAAUUUACCAAGAGCUCUAAAUCGAGUAAUAGACAUGUGCAAACCAGACAUGUUAAUUGUUUAGGAUGUUUAUUUCGUUUGUUAUACAUUAUUAUCCUGUAGACCACUUGCAUCUGAUGCUUGAGUCUGUCAAGCUUUGAGAUUUGAAUGUUACACCUUGAAACAAUCAACAUAAAUGUCCAUUGCGAAACGCAAAGUCUUAUAAAUUAUGAAAUGAAACUCCACCUUGGGGGGUUUUUACUUGGGAGAAAUCCAUUGUGUAGACUAGAAACUAAAAUGAACCAGCUUCUUCAAGCUAGACUCAGAAACUAAUUGUGAAAGUUAUGCCAACAUAGGAGCUGCUCUUAUUUACUUCCAUUAUUUCCGAUUUUAAAGCUCUCCCUCGCUUUGAGUGUAUAAUGGAAAAGGGCUCAACGAUUUUGACGAAUUGUCUCUUUGUACUGUGAGAAGAAAUUCUUCGUUUCUAGUUGAUGAUGAUGAUGGUGGUCUAAGCUUGCGCCAAGAAUUACUGCUCGACACUUUUGAGUUGGGAUUUCCACUCUGUUCUUAAUGAGCUUUUCACUAAGCCCAAUUUCUUGAGCGCAUUUGGAAGCCGGUUAAUUAUGUUAUUACGGCUAUGAAAUAUACUACGUGAUUUUACCGCCGACAAUUUUACCACUGAAAAUAUUCGAUGGUAUGUCAUGCACUAUUUUACAUUUUCUGGUUUGAACCUCAGAUAACUAGUAUAAAAAAUAUUAAUGAA
Brassica napus (rape) is the source of this 1404-nucleotide messenger RNA. RefSeq names its product 60S acidic ribosomal protein P2-3-like. The record is from RefSeq and is a predicted model, not a curated record. NCBI's taxonomy places the organism in Eukaryota, Viridiplantae, Streptophyta, Magnoliopsida, Brassicales, Brassicaceae. Gene Ontology annotation, biological process: cytoplasmic translational elongation. The transcript has a single exon. The coding region runs from base 16 to 519 and encodes 167 amino acids. Gene Ontology annotation, molecular function: structural constituent of ribosome. Gene Ontology annotation, cellular component: cytosolic large ribosomal subunit; ribosome.